This is a messenger RNA of Pelagomonas calceolata, 485 nucleotides long. The record is from the annotation of a GenBank genome assembly. Lineage: Eukaryota; Pelagophyceae; Pelagomonadales; Pelagomonadaceae.
AUGUCCAGCUUCGCCCUGCCGCGGCGCGCGACGUUGACAAGAAGGCCGCUCGUCGCCGCCGUCGCGGCCGCCGCCCUGUGCCUCGCGCUCGUCGCCGUCGCCGCGACCCACGACGAGGCGAGCGUAGCAAAGCGACCGGCCCUCGCGCGGCAGCAGUCUGGACCGUUCGGCGACGUUUCUCGGACAAUCUGGGCCUCGGACAAGUACCGCGGAGAUCUGGGGCGGUCCCUCUUCCUCACUAUCUUCGGACCCGGAGUGAUAAUAGCGGUCCUCGUCGGGGCGCGGUGCCGGGACCCGCCCCGGCGGCGGCGGAAGAACGUGCCCGUCGCGCACGCGAGAUACGACGGCGAGGCCGAGGCGGUCGUCGCCGAUGCGAGUGAUGACGACGAGCUUGAUUUAUUGCCGGCGGCGCGGCCCGUCCACCGGAACCCCUUCGGUUCGCCGGGGCGACCACAAUCCCGCGAGGUGUAACCCUACUUGUGUUU